UAGAGCCCCCCCCCCCCCAAAGAGUCUAAAAGUAGGUGAACCGAAGUACGUAAAUUUAAUAAUUUACCAUAAUAUUGUACUUAAUUCGGUCUUGAGAACAAUGCCCUUUCUGCACAGGUUCAUCAACGAACUGAAAUUAUGCGUAACGGAGAACACUCGUACGUGCGGCACUCAAGAUUAUGGCAGGAUCUAUCAAACUCAAAGACGGACGCUGCACCACUUCAGAGGCUACAAAGAGGGCUGUGUUGAUGUCUUCCAAUGUGCCAGCACAUUUGACUCAUUAGCGCGUCAAAUUCGCGACCUCGGAGACGAUGAGAAUAGUAACAGGACAGCAGGAACGAUUAAUAAAACCCCCCAGGAACCGCCACCUCGUGCGCCUGGCCUCACUGAGUUGUGCGCAAAUGUGAGGCGGGCCUGGGGAUGUUUGCAGAAUGGACUCAAAUCUCUUCCAGCUUUCAGGCGAAACAUCUUGCAGCCUGUCUAUUCGGCUGCGUGGGAAGCUGUCGAGGAGAGAUGCUCUAACACAAAAAUCCUGACAUGCUAUUACUGCAAGAAGUUGACGAACUUCGGCUUCUGCAAAAGCAGGACACAAAAGUGUUCCCACAAAGAGCAGGCGUGUUAUGUGGAAGAAAAGAUUUUGGGCAAUAAAAGAGAAUACACCGCCAAGUGCAUAAAGCCAAAACAUUGCAACAACGGGGACGGAAAUGGACCCAAGGACAGUGCCUGCUGCUAUGACAACAAAUGCAACGUCGACAGUUUGAUUGGCGGCCCAGAUGUGAACGCACCGGAGAUAUGUGACUAUGGUUUAUCCCUGGAGUGUGCCCUGGACUUCACUCGCACUUACAUCCGGAGUGAUAAUUUUAGCUGCAGCUCUGCAAUGGCAGACCUUAGAUGUAUCCAGGAACACCGUGUCACGUGUGGAGCAGGAAACAAGCUGUACAAAGCAGCCACAGAAAUCUUCCUGAAGCUGGCCACGUCUUCGUGCGUAUUAGACUCUAACGACCCUGAGGACUGUUACUCCCUGUCCAUCUUCUCCAUGCAGACAAUGCUCUCAAACGCCUUCAGCAGCCAGGGAAAUACUGUUUGCGUCGGCCUGAAUGAGACACAAGCAAGUGUGAAAUCCAUGAUCUCUUCUAACCAAUGCUCGUCUGCCGGGGCAGCUAACCUAGAGCAGAUGCUUUCCUUUGUGGAGACGAUUGUGUCCAGCUACUGUCAACAGGACCAGUGCAUCUCCGUGCCCUCUACUAGCCCGCUCAUUGGAAACACGGAGUGCUCAGGAAAAAUCUUCGAAGGCAUCAAGCUGAUUUAUCAGGCAUAUUCGGAGCUGGAAAAGAACAAUGAUGAUGUAGAUUGCGGAAUUUUGGUAAUCUCUGCUGCCAGUGCUCGUACAUUGCUUGAGAGUUGCACUUUGAGCCCUCUUGUGUGGAAAAAACUGGAUGCCCUUGACAAAGAAGUGGAUUCGCAAUGUAAACCAGAUAGAUCUUUGCAGAUUCCUGAGGGUUGUCUCAACAUUUGUAAUAGCAAGGCGUUCUACAACUUCACCGCGCAAGUUUCAGCAUCCCUCACUGAAGUGACAGCUAACGAUACAAGCUCUUGCUGGCACUUGACUCAACUCGAAACGGCUUACAACAGCCUGACAGUGGGUUGCACCUCCGUACAGCAGGCCGACAUCUCCGCUUGGGUCUUUAGUUCUAUGUACAGCACCAUAAACGAAUGUAAACAAAUCAUCCCCACCUUCACCUUUGACCUGCCACUUCGCGAAGAUAUUUACUACGAGGCUGUUAUGUGUAAAGCAAACCUGAAGACUGGCUUAGAGAAGGCGUUUGCAGAUAAAGACAACCAGAAACUUUGUGAUGUCAUCGCCGCCUUUAACGGUUGUGACAUCAACCUGCCAACCUCUGUGGUCAAUCUCAUCAUAGGGAGUACCAGAGAGUUGGUGAAGAGCCUUGAGGACAUGAAUGUGUGCGGCUCAAGCACGACAUCAGGAACAGACACCCGAACCGUGCGACAGGACUUGGGCUAUUGCUACAAUCUAGACUUUGCAGCAGUCAUCAGGGAGUUAAACUCUUUACCAGAUAUUGUUACUGCAACAAUGGACACUCGAGAUGAGGCUUGCAGAAACAGCGAUGAAAUUGUGGCUCGGGCCAAGAAAGCAUCCACGGACUGCAGCGACAGACUGCCUCCAGUGUUCAAGGAUGCACUUGACAUCCUCGUGGAGCACAUUGUAGAAAGGAACUCAAAACUUUGUCUCGACCUGCACUAUGAGGAUCAGCAGUGUGACCUGGACAAGAUUGACAAAUGCUGGUCUGACUUUGACACAAUUUGUCUAUAUGCUGCUCUUGCUGAUGGCACACUGUGCAGACGCGCAAAGUUUGCUCUGGAGUGUACUUACCGCUUCACCCAAAACUGCAGCGGCAGUGAUGGUGAUAAGGCUUUUGUUGUGAGAAGGAAUACAAAAGCACAGGUGAGGAGGAUUGUGGGAAACAACUGUCCACUUCUCACAGCCUUCUUGUUUUGCAAUGGCGACGUCGACUCGGUCCACCCAGCAUGCCAGCUUGAGGCUGACAGUACCGUUGCAUGUGCGGAGGGAAUAAUCGAUAACUACUGGUCAAGUGCCCCAAUGUCAGAGAAGUGCCCUGCUCUGAAAGCCAACGUAAACUGUGUAAAAACUGCUGUCACCGGUUGCGAAAAGGGCGCUGUUGACAAAGCAUCAUGGGCCAAGAGGAUUCCAACGAUCACCACCGGACUGUGUGGCAUAGAUGACUUCAAAUUGAAUGAUGUCUGCACCUCGAGGGAUAGAUGUGAUAACAGCUUAAUGGUCUCAUGUGUGGCUGGUCAACUGAAUACUUGCGGUGCUAUCAUCAAUGCGACUGGAUGUGUGGAUAAUUUGUUGAAGAAGGACAGAUGCUACUGGGACUCGUUGCAGUCAUGGUUAGUGAUGCGGUUAAUGGAACAGAAAGGUAUUACAACAAUGCUUACCUGCGGCCAACAGUUUACCAUCCCGCGACCGCGACGAUUUGACAACACAUGCUUGAACAGCACCCUGCAUACUAUCCGGGAAGCUCUGCACUCCACACUGGGCACAGAUGCCCAGGCACUCUACUCGACUUUGGAACAGUUCAAACUGUGUCUGGCAGUGGAGGUAAAUGCUGUGGAGGCUGUUGCAUCGAGACUUCUGUACGAUACAAUUUCCUUGAUUACUCUUCCAGCAGGUGGCCCUUUCGUCUUUAAUGAAAGCGAUGUCUUUGUUGAUACGGAGAACUGCGCUUACACUGAGGCUAUAGCAUGCAUUGAGUAUGAGCUUGCAAGUAUCUUGACUGUGAAGUUGGCCACUCCGAAAGAAAAGGACAUGCUGUGCAACUCUGUGUAUCAAUCCACUACUGCUAAAUGUGUGAAGAGAGCACUGAACGGCUGCCCCAAAGCAGACAUCGAAAGGUUCCAAAACAUUCAGGCUGUCAGUCAGGGCAUCGUAGAGUCCUUGAAUAUUUGUGGCUCUCCCAAACUGUGCAUUAUCUCAGAGGCCUAUGUGUGUGUUAACAAGUAUGGGGCUGCUCUGACUGCCUAUGACAACUCCCAAGAACUGAAGGAAUUAUGUAUGGCAAAAUUUGCAGCUGAAGAGUGCUUGGAAAUGUUCACUGGUUCAUGCAGCUCAGAUGACUCCAAGCCUGUGAAGGCUGAAUUUGACAAACUGCAAUCCAGAGUGAACGAAGACUGCGACAAAGUGGAGCUGCCGCGUCCCCCAAUCUGCCCAGAAAUUCCCGAAAAGAGCCGAGUGUGCCGAUUUGGCAACAGCUUCAGGUGUAUGACCAACUUCAACGUGAGGAUUAUGAAUGGAGGAGACUCUUUGGUUUGGAGACAGCAGUGCUCAAACCUUCAGAAUAUGAUGGCAUGUGUGGCCACCAAUACCACAUCCUGUGACGCAGAGAGUGAAGAUGUGGAGACCAUUCUGGACUCCCUUGAUGCCCUGAAGGCUAGCGCUGCUGACCGCUGCCCUUGGCUGACCCAGGACAUGUGCAGCCGAGAGAAGCCCUGUCCAGUGGCCACUGCUGGCUGUGAGAUAACCCUUGAGAAAGGACUCAUCAACAGUGAGAAGACCGUUUGCGAACUGAGGGAUGAUGCCUAUGCCUGUGUUGCCGAAUAUUCGACAACUUGCAACGCAGCUCAGAAGGCCCAGGCGAUAUCAGUCAUGGAUAGAAAGCUGGAAUCAGUUGGCCUUCCAAAGGAACUUUCUUGCGCUGAAGGCAGCCUUGAUGGUCUUGUGUACGCGGCUUUGUCUGCUGUCAGAGGAUUUGGCGUCGUUUCUACGGUGGAAGAGACAUGUAAAGUUAUCCGUGCCAAAGUUGACAAUUUGACCGCUGAGUUCAACAAAGAAAGUCGGGGACAGUUUUUGACUGCUGGACAUACCCUUCUUGGUCAUCUCAGAAAUGCUUUGUGUGAAGACGGAUCGGCUUGCACAAGUGAACAGAUGCCCACUGUCAGAGCGACUACUUACUUGAUAUCAAACAUGAUGCUGAAUGACAACUUCAAAAUGUCAGCAUUCUGUGCCCAAGCCUCUGAAGUCGCAUUAGAGAUUUCCAGUCAGGGUUGUCUAAUGGGAUUUCAAAGAUCCGUAACAACUAGAAAUGAUCUGUACCCUUCAAACUGCCAAUACAAGGACCCUGCUUGCAAUGUUAUUGAUGCAAAGAUCGAAAGCUGCUUUUCUACAAUCAAUGGAAUGAACAAAACAGUGUGCCAGAUUGCAAAAGAGAGAGCCCGUUGUGUCUCUUCAUUUGCCAUAAGCACUUGUCCCAAGAAUGAGACUUGGUUCCAGCCGACUUGCAACACCACAGUCUACCUGCAGUCUGUAGACAGAAGUUCCACUGAGAUGUACAUCUCAGAGGCUGGAUCUCCCACAGUUUUUCUUUGGAAGUUAGCAGGUGGCAAUAGCGACUUCUAUAUCAAGGUCGAGUCUGGACCUGUCAAAGACAGUGAUGUUCCCAGAUGCCUGAAGGGUUCCAGAAUUGAUGAGCCCAUACCUCAAGUGUACUUCCCCUAUCCCUCACAAAGAUACAGUACAGAAGGGGAUAAUGUGACUAUCACGAUCAAUGCCCGUCAAGACCUGCGCAUUGAUGGCAACCAGGAGGUCGAACUUUACUUUAAAGUGGUGCCCUUGACUGUGAAGAUUAUGGACAACAAUGAAGAGUUUGCGAAGGAAGAAGAAUCUGAAGCCUACUUCCUUCCUUCUGUGAAGAUUUUUGUUGAAGACAGAGAUCUUCCCCAAUCGACGUGUUCUUCCAUCAAUGAUCCUCACUUGCAGACCUUUGACAACAUCGAUUACAACGUAAUGGACACAGGAAGCUUCGUGUUGUACAGGAACAUUGAGUACGCGACAGCUGUUGUCGCUGAAUUCAAGCAAUGUGCUAAAUAUGGCACCUGCAACUGUGCUGUGACAGUUUUUGCAUCAAGAGUCCGCUUCAUCUAUGACCUGUGUGAUAAAGACUCAGAGAAUGUUCAAUUAACUCCCGACCCAGCAAAUUCUGCCCCAGAUGAACAGAAUGAGAUGCUUCGUGUUUUCAAAGGAGAUGAUAUGAGGACAACCUAUGUGGUGCUGGUGGAGACAGGCACAGUGGUGACCAUCAAGUCAGAUGGCGAGUAUAUCAACUUGUGGAUAAUGCCCUCUCCCCGAGACUUUGACAAGACACAAGGUUUAUGCGGUGUUUUUGACGGUGACGGUUACAACGACUUUGAGAUGCCAGAUUUCAGCCAGUACUCCUUGAGUGAUGCUGAAAACGAGGACGGUGUUCUCUCGCCCGUUAACUUCACUUCAAAGUGGAGGCGAACUUCUUCUCAGGUUGAGAAUUUGGUUGACAUUUUUGCUCCAAACGUUGAACAGAAGUUUGCAGCCGAUUCUGCCUUCGUAGACUGGACUCAAGACAAUGUUACAACAGCUAUGUGGGGCCCAUUAGACCAUAUUGCUUAUUGUGGAUUUGUUGAAGGGGAAGACAUAACAAACAAACUAGUGGAAGCAUACAACCAGAAUGCCAUUCCGAGAACAAGGAGAAGAAGAAAGAGGCAGGCAGAAAAUGCUGAAACACCUGAGGAAAUCAAUACCCCGGUUGCCAAAUGGCCGACACCUUCUGGCCGGACCAAAGAGGAUGCAACAAGUCUCUGUUUGAAUGAACUGAGUACCCAAGCCCUGGAAAAAUGCACAGCAGCUCUCUUCUCCAUAGAAAACAUAAAGAAAAAACCAAAUUUCAUGAAGUCCGUGGACAAUUGCGUGGAUGAUAUUAGGCUGUCAGAUUCGACUAUAUGGGUGAAUAGAUCAAAAGAGGCCAUCAAUCAACUGUGCCUUGUUGAACUGAGCAAGGACCCAGAAUACCAAAAGAAUCAAACCGCCAGCGAUCUGGCUGUUGCCUUCACCAACAUGACUUGUUCUCCUUCUGACUGCAAUAGAAAGGGUACCUGCUACAGAGGUCAAUGUAGGUGUGAGGCAGACUUUGUGGGCACUGGCUGUCAGCAUCGUGUGACCAACAUACCCGUGCCAAAACUGGUAGCCCCUGAGGACGGUUUCAGCAUGUGCCAAAUGGGACUGAACUCCAACUGCUCUGCUGUCUACAUCACUGGCCAAAACUUCGUCGAUUCCAGAUUCUUGACUUGCCACUUCAGAGAGGUUGAGAUCACAGAAACAGGUUUGAGCCAUGUUCCAGGGUCUAAGUUUGAGAGGAAGGGUGAGCUGAUUAGUGUUGACCAGGUCCGUUGCUCUUACGGAGAGAGGCGCUCCACUAAACGCACUCUGGAGGUAUCCGUUAGUAACGAUGGACAGCAAGAAUAUCCUGACUAUCAGCUCUUUAUAGCAUAUGACCCAGUAUGCCACUCAUGCGAUGGCAACACCUGCAUUGAGAAGGAUAAUGUGUGCACCAUCGGCAACAAGUGUGUAAGAGCUGGUGAUGUGUCUGUCUAUGAUGACUGCUUCUUCUGUGACCCGAAUCAGCCAACAAAGUGGUCAAUUCGGGGAGACCUGGCGCACUGUAAGCAGCACCUCGAUGAUGCGAAGGAUGAUGAUGGUUCCCACAUUUUGAGGAAUGCUCUCAUCGGGGCUGGGUGUGCUGUGCUCAUGCUUGUGAUCCUGUUGGCUGUGGCGAUCUACUUACUCGCUAAAAGACGUAAAUCCAACCGCAGAGAGAGACGUGACGACCCUCCAAGCUACGACAACAGUAGCUACUCCUCUGACGUCUUCCAUGGUCAGCCCAUCCCCGCCUACAACAGAGACUACUUCCUAGAGAAGCCCAGAAACCCCAAUUCACCAUAAUCACAAGAUUUCAGCUGAACAGGAAAUAAGACUCUUACAUGAGAGAAAACUUUUCUUAGAUAUGCCAUUUUAAAUUUUUAUUUCUUAAUUUUUGUUAUUGCUUCUUAUAUUAGCUUUUGUUUCAAAUUCAGUGAUAAUUAUUUCAUAUUGUGUUAUUGAAUUUUAUUAAACAAUGAAAAUGUCAAUAUUCUAUGAAAAAGGAAUGAAAAUCUACAGAGAAUCCUAAAUAUUUAUAUUUUAAAAAAUUAAUUUGGAGGACAAUUUUUUUGGUGAUAUAACUUAGAGAUCAACAGAGACAAAUGUUCACUUUCAAUGACAAUUACGUAUGCAAAAAUAUCGACCAAAAAAUCAGCAAUUAAACCUAACUUUUCAAAGUCUUAUCUGGAGGAAUACAAUGUUCAUGUACUCUGCCAUAACUUAUAGAGAUCAAUUAAACUAAAUCUUUAAUCCCUUAUUCUCUACCAAAAGGGAAAACAAAAGUUUUGAAAACAUUUUGAGAAUAGAAACUUCCUUUUAUCAUUUUUUCCCCUCCCGUUCUUUGUUAUAAGCUUUGUUUCUGUAUUUCUUUUUAGACUAUUAGCCCCUUUAUUGCCAAAUAAAUCUAUUGCCGAUAUA
Messenger RNA from Aplysia californica (California sea hare), 7903 nucleotides. RefSeq lists its product as uncharacterized. The transcript has 47 exons. Bases 101 to 7288 code for a protein of 2395 amino acids. The record is from RefSeq and is a predicted model, not a curated record. NCBI's taxonomy places the organism in Eukaryota, Metazoa, Mollusca, Gastropoda, Aplysiida, Aplysiidae.